Messenger RNA from Lepisosteus oculatus (spotted gar), 1679 nucleotides. It is a transcript of the gene yipf3, whose product is annotated as Yip1 domain family, member 3. Gene Ontology annotation, cellular component: Golgi apparatus. The record is from RefSeq and is a predicted model, not a curated record. NCBI's taxonomy places the organism in Eukaryota, Metazoa, Chordata, Actinopteri, Semionotiformes, Lepisosteidae.
GGUCCCGCGAGCUCCACGUCUCCAGGCCUGGGUGUGCUUCCUGGUGGCCGAGAGCGAGCAGCGGCGCCGAGCUGGGGGUCUCGCCGAGCGACUUUUCUCCUGCCUUUGUGCGAGCAUAUUCAGUCUUAGCAUAUAAGGGCUCCGUCCCCGCAAGAGUGACAGUCCUGCGUGUCCGAAGAUGUCCGCGCCGGGAGGAAAUAAGAGCACCAACAGCGAGGCUUGGGGCAGCUUCGAUGACAACCUGAUUCAGCAGGGCGGGGGCUCGGCCGUGAUCGACAUGGAGAACAUGGACGACACGUCGGGCUCCAGCUUCGAGGACAUGGGCGAGAUGCACCAGCGCAUGAAGGAGGAGGAGGAGGUGACGGAGGAGGCGGCCGCCACGGAGGAGGGCGAGGACGGAGAGUUCCUGGGCAUGAAGGGCUUCCGGGGGCAGCUGGGCCGGCAGGUGGCUGACGAGGUGUGGCAGGCAGGGAAGAGGCAGGCCUCGAAGGCUUUUAACCUGUAUGCCAACAUCGACAUCCUCAGACCCUACUUUGACGUUGAGCCCGUUCAAGUCAGGAACAGGUUGAUAGAAUCAUUGAUUCCUGUAAGAAUGAUUAACUUUCCACAGAAAAUUGCUGGGGAGCUGUAUGGGCCCUUGAUGCUGGUGUUCACUUUGGUUGCGAUUUUGCUGCAUGGAAUGAAGACAUCUGGAACUGUCAUUAGAGAGGGCACCUUGAUGGGCACAGCCAUUGGCACCUGUUUUGGCUACUGGCUCGGUGUUGCUUCCUUCAUCUAUUUCCUGGCCUACCUGUCCAAUGCUCAGAUCACCAUGCUGCAGAUGUUAUCACUGUUGGGUUAUGGGCUUUUUAGCCACUGCCUUGUUCUCUUCAUCACCUACAAUGUCCAUUUUCACUCCCUCUUCUACAUUCUGUGGUUGGUUAUCGGGGGGCUCUCCACGCUGCGGAUGGUCGCGGCUCUCAUUUCCCGCACCGUGGGCCAGACCCCUCGUCUCCUGCUGUGCGGGACCCUCGCAGCCCUGCACAUGCUCUUCCUGCUGUACCUCCACUUCACCUAUCACAAGAUUGUCGAAGGAAUUCUGGACACCCUGGAAGGUCCCAAUGUGCCGCCCAUUCAGAGAGUGGCUCGAGACCUGCCUGCCAUGUCGGCCACACUGGUGAACGCCACAGUGAAGAGCAUCGGAGCCACUCUGCAGUCGCAUUAGUUCAGUCAGGAAUUCUGGGAGGAAGAACAGCAGACCGUUCAACGUCGGAUGUGAACCGUAAACAUCAACAAUAUCCUUAUUAGCAGAACAGGGGUAGAAAUGAGUAACUUUUUAUUAGCAAGUAUUUCAUGAGCACCGUCACAUGGUGAUGUGUAUUCUGUGUAUUGAAAGAGCAGAAGUAAGGCCACAAAACCCAGAUCUUACAGAGUUCUGCGUAAGAGAAUCACAGAUUUCUGAAAAACACUUUUUUUAGCCUAGAUGUCUUCUGGUUCGUGCAGCAUUUCUUGUUUCAGGUGUUUUUUUAACCAUUUAUUUUUUCUUCCUUUUUUCCAAGCACGGGUUUGUUACAUUAAGUUUAAUUGGGGAUGUUGCAAAUGACAUGAAAUCUGUGCAGGGGAAAAAAAAGUGUAUUAGAGAUGCUGUCUGAAAACUGUUACAAAGAAGUGAAAUACGGAGGAGGGUAGAAUUUGAAAAA